GCGGAUCUUCAAAUGUUCCAAUUUUAGACAUCAGACGUCAAACGUUCAAACAUUUGAACAUUUGAAAGCAUCGUGUGAAAGUCUCUUCCAUACAUUUGGAAAUCAGGAGUUGAUAAUGAUGCACUUCCAGCUGAUAGAUUCCGAACCAAAUUUAAGAAUGCCAUGGACUUUGAUCUUUCACAGGAUAUUCUGAAGGAUACGCCGUCGUCAUCAUCUCAAUUGCUACAUGAUUUACCUUCCAGCAGACUAAUCAGUGGGAUUGAUUCUACAGAUCACAGUGAUGAACAGAAAUCCGCGUCGGCUCAACACGGAACACACAGUAGCCAUACCAUUUUGUUAAGAACGCCAUUAUCGACGCCCGAGAAGAUUAAAGAUCUGAAUCCCAGCAACACUCCCACACUAUCUCACCAAACAGGAUCUGCCAUAUGCAAAAUUGAAGAAAUAUUCGAGGCCAUGACUGAUUGUAUGAUUGGGAGAAGGAAACAGUUUUCUCUUCAUUUAAAAUCCCGAAGUCUAGGCACAAAAAACACAACUCUAGGAAAUAAAGAAGUUCUUGGUUCAAGAAUUGUGCAGUUUCCCAGUUCUUCGCCUCGAGAAGCGUGGAAAUUUGUUGCGUUGCUACGGAUUCUGGAGCUUUCUCAUGAGGCGCUUGUCACUGGAAACAUCAUUACCAAGAGAGACAUGUAUUAUCGAGACCCGGAGCUUUUUACGAAACAGGCAAUUGUCGAUCGCUUCGUAGAUGACAUCGCGUGCACCCUUGGGCUGAAGCGCGACGCUCUGAAUGUGAUGGCCACUGCCAAAGGAUUAGUCACAGGCUGGUUCUUUAUGAAGAGAAGGAAUCAGUCCGCAAUGGAUUAUUCAUCAGCUGCAGAUGUUUGCUCCCAAGUAUUCUCCUUGCGCCACUUUUAACUAAUUAUGCAGUCACAACUGGUACCAUGGGUAAGAGAAAUAGAAGAUAUGAACCUAUCACACGUCAAAUGGAUACUGGUUAUUGAGAAAGAGGCGACAUUUCGCACAUUGGCAGAAAAGCGAUAUUGGGAAUAUUCGACUGCAGGGAGAGGUAUAUUACUUACAGCAAAAGGUUAUCCUGAUAUACAAAGCCGACAGUUUCUCCACUAUUUGGCGAAACAUUAUCCAAUGGUCCCUAUAUAUGCUUUGGUGGACUUCGAUCCCGAUGGUAUAGGCAUUAUGUCCACAUACAAGCAUGGCUCUGUCGCACUCGCACAUGAAAAUGAAGGUCUUUCCGUCCCUUUUAUGCAUUGGCUGGGACUUCGAAGUAAGGACAUGAUGCAAGGAGGGAAAGAGAAUGAGGGCUUACUGAAAUUGACGGAACGCGAUAGACGGCUCGCAGUGAAGAUGCUACAAAGAGAUCUGUGUCAGGAGUAUGGAGAUGAACACGAAUGGAGAAGAGAGAUUCAAGUCAUGUUGAUGCUAAACAAGAAGGCGGAAAUCCAAAUUAUUGGCAAUGGUGACGCAUUAGAGAAUUGGCUGAAUAAACAAUUGGGAGAAUAAAAGAAUAGACUGAAAGGAUCAUAACAAGAAUCUCUUUAAUGGAUCAUCGAUUUUAUAAAACAAUGGAGAUGUGUGUUCAGGUAAGAUCACAAAUACGUCGCGAAAUACACGAAAUGAAAAAUAUGAAAUUUCGCCUUUCCAUCCAACACGACUUCAUCACAUUCCAAAGUCGGGCCGUUCCAAUAAUCAAAUAUCAAGGCACAAAAAGUCCAAAAAGAUGAUUAAAUCAACCACGCGCUAUAUUUCUCUACUCCACGUGAGCUGUGGUUUACCACACGAUCUUGAUCGGUCACCUGGCCAGGGCUCCAUAAUCAAGGUACACAAAUUGGGACUUUUGGGACUUUAUCAGCAAGCGGACGGGGACUGGGACUUGCCAACACGGCUAUACAGCCUGUUUUUGUGCGUUGGCGAGAAAGGUGACCUGGUUCUGGUAUUUGUGUGGAGGGAGGCAAUGGCGUGGUGAAUAUGUAUGUGGUGGGUUGGGGAAUGGGUGGGCGGUGAGCAUGGGUUGAGAUGAGGCAGUUUGUUUCUCGGUGUGUCUAGGAAGAAGAGUGGUAAUGCGUAAUAAGUAUGAUUA
Messenger RNA from Botrytis cinerea B05.10, 2089 nucleotides. RefSeq names its product Bcspo11 (gene Bcspo11). The transcript is spliced from 6 exons. Gene Ontology annotation, cellular component: nuclear chromosome. Bases 163 to 909 code for a protein of 248 amino acids. Gene Ontology annotation, biological process: meiotic DNA double-strand break formation; meiotic DNA double-strand break processing; reciprocal meiotic recombination. Gene Ontology annotation, molecular function: ATP binding; DNA binding; DNA topoisomerase type II (double strand cut, ATP-hydrolyzing) activity. The record is from RefSeq and is a predicted model, not a curated record. NCBI's taxonomy places the organism in Eukaryota, Fungi, Ascomycota, Leotiomycetes, Helotiales, Sclerotiniaceae.